ACAGACAGAACACAGAACCAAAAUAUUUCCCGUUAAAUGUGCGGUAAUUCAUGCCGUUUUUUUGACUCUAUAUUCAGCUCCGUUUCUUAAUAUCUUAAAUCAUGAUUAUUAUAUCCAGAAGGUUGAUUGCCGAAAAUUUCAGCCUGUACAACGCGGCUCGUAGAUUAGAGUUUCUCAGUUCACCUGGAGUCACAUAUUCAACCAAACCAAGCUUAGAUCCAAAUGCAAAAAAUGCUACGACCUCACACACUCACUCCCGAACCGGGAAUCCGGUAGCAAUAGGUGCGGAACGCAAAAGUAUAGUUCCACCAGAAUAUCGAUUUAUCUAUCAGGAAUUCCUACCAGAUCCUAAGAUUGAAUGGCGUAAUCCAAUCCGCGAAAAGCUAGAGCGUAUGGAUAUGCUAGACCGUCGUUCGAAUAUUGACAUACCUGAGUUCUACGUCGGUUCAGUCAUAGCAGUGACGAGUUCGGAUAUGCAUGCCGUUGGCAAGACUUCCCGCUUCGUUGGUAUUUGCAUCUUGCGAGAAAAAUGUGGACUGAGGGCCAGAUUCAUAUUGCGAAAUGUGGUCGAUAAGCAGGGAAUUGAAAUUAGUUAUGAUUUGUAUGAUCCCACCCUGCUGAAGAUUGAAGUACUUCGGCUCGAAAAACGAGUGGAUGAUCAUUUGCUCUACCUGCGUGACGCCCUCGAUGAGUACAGCACAUUCGAUUUAAACAUGGAGCCCGAGAUAUUGCCCGAUGGAGUGCCUGUUCCGGUGAACGAUGUCAAGGUAACACUGAAACCGAGGCCCUGGUACGACCGCUGGGAACGUCACAAUCUGCAGGGCGUUGCCAACAUUGAUGAGCACACUAACACGAAAAAGCGAUUGAAGGCGGAAAAAUUAGCGACUCCGUGGGAACGGUUUGACCUGAUGAAAGAAUACAGAAGGACGAUUCCGGAAGAGGAACAGAAGCAGGUCUUUACCGAGGUGUACUCCCAGUUACAUCAGUUGGAACUGGCCCGUAAGAAGAUGAAGAAAAAGCGUACGUUUGUCAAACCGACUAAACUUGCUUAACUGAACAAAUAAUAUUAGAAUAGGA
Messenger RNA from Malaya genurostris, 1077 nucleotides. It is a transcript of the gene mRpL19, whose product is annotated as large ribosomal subunit protein bL19m. Gene Ontology annotation, molecular function: structural constituent of ribosome. NCBI's taxonomy places the organism in Eukaryota, Metazoa, Arthropoda, Insecta, Diptera, Culicidae. The transcript is spliced from 2 exons. The record is from RefSeq and is a predicted model, not a curated record. Gene Ontology annotation, biological process: translation. Bases 102 to 1052 code for a protein of 316 amino acids. Gene Ontology annotation, cellular component: ribosome; mitochondrial large ribosomal subunit.